Molecule: messenger RNA, 2897 nt
Organism: Maylandia zebra (zebra mbuna)
Lineage: Eukaryota; Metazoa; Chordata; Actinopteri; Cichliformes; Cichlidae
Gene: c7a
Product: complement component 7a
Biological process (GO): complement activation
Cellular component (GO): membrane attack complex
Molecular function (GO): protein binding
Source: RefSeq, a predicted model, not a curated record
UAUGGACAGGAAGACAUUCCUCUCUCUCUCUCUCAAACACACACAUGCUCAUAAAUUUUCCCUUGAAACCUGAUAAGCUCCAUGUGUUGUAUUUACAACAGCUGGACUCCCUAGGAAGAACGAAACAUAGAAAUCUUGCUCAUUAUCCAUCUGUUGCUGUGCUUCUCUCAACAUGAAGAAAGUUGCACAACUCUGUGCAAGAGUCUUACCAUGGCUCCUCUUCCUGUUCACUGCCAAGGGAAUGUGUAACCAGGAAGUUCAUUGCCAGUGGGGUCCUUUUGGCAGUUGGUCAGAAUGUGAUAGCUGCACCAAAUUACAGACAAGAACCCGAUCCAUGGUUGUCUACGCUCAGUUCGGUGGAAACCGUUGCUAUGGAGAGCGAAGCGAGACGAGGCCCUGUGAAACCACACAAGGCUGCCCUAUAGAGGACGGAUGUGGAAACAGGUUUCGCUGUCGAUCGGGGAAGUGUGUUAGCCAGUCUCUGGUGUGUAACGGAGAUCAGGACUGUGAGGAAGAUGGACUUGAUGAGAGUAACUGCGACAUUUCAGAAUACAUUGUUUGUUCAAACUCAGUUCCUCCGCCGAACAUUGAGAUCCUAGGACUCGGGGUUGACGCUGUGUCAGGAAAGAGCAGAGAAAGUGUCAUCAAUACUAAGAGCUUUGGUGGCCAGUGCCGCACCAUCUUCAGCGGCGUUCACAAUUCUGUUUAUCGACUGCCCCUUAGUACUCUUCAGUACAGCUUUUUGGUUAAAGUCCAGAAUGACUUCAGUGAUGAGAUGUACACCAGCAAAUGGCACUAUGCAAAGGAUAUUGUCAAGAGGCAGACAGUAACCGGGACUACCACGGGAUAUCGCAACUAUGAUUUUCAUGAACAACACGACAAGACUCAAACCAAAAAGCUUUUAGUUUUAAAGAAUGACAUCGAGGUAGCUCAGUUCCAGACUAACGCUCCUCGGUACAUCCCGAUAUCCGAGGCGUUUUGGAAGGCACUGGUCAAACUGCCAUCUGUCUAUGACUACUCGGCCUACAGGAAGAUUUUGGAAAGGUUUGGAACGCACUACCUGUCUGCUGGAAGCUUAGGAGGCUCCUUCAAAGUUAUUGCCACAAUUGAUGAAGAAACUGAAAACAAUAUGGUCAGCGAAAGUGAGCAGUAUGACGAAUGUUCAAGGACUAAACGCUGGAUUCUCAUAUUCCCCAUCACCACAGUGAACUGUAAGCGAGGCCAGAGCACUCACUCAUCAGGCACAGGAACCAGGAGGAGCAAUAAUCUGAAAAAAGUGGAUGUGGAGGGAGGAGGUGUCUCACAUAUUGCAGCGCUGAAUAUGAUGAACCUAGAUAAUCCAGAGAGAAACUGGGAAAUGUACUCAAACUGGGCAGAGUCUGUUAGGUCGUUUCCAAAGGUCAUAAAACAAAAGCUGCGGCCGCUGUCAGAGCUGGUGAAGGAGGUUCAGUGUCCUGGUUUGAAGAAGCUCUACCUUCGCAGGGCCAUAGAUCAGUACCUUGCUGAAAGUGCCCCCUGCCACUGCCGGCCAUGCAGGAACAAUGGAAUGGUUGUCAUGGAUGGAGAUGAAUGUAAGUGCAUCUGCAAGCCUAACACGUCAGGACCAGCCUGUGAGCAAGGAACUGAAGCAGAAGGGCAGCAGGGAGUGAUCCAUGGUAGCUGGACCUGUUGGUCUGCCUGGUCAUCGUGCUCUGGGGGCCGAAGGUCUCGUAGUCGUUCCUGCUCUAACCCCUACCCUCAGAAUGGGGGACAGCACUGUAUCGGAGAACCAGCUGAGACGUCCGACUGCGAAGAUGAAGAGCUGCAAUACUUAAGAACUAUGGAGCCUCAGUGCUUCGACUAUACUCUCCCAGCAAGUCAGAAGUGUGGAACCCCACCUGCUCUGAUCAAUGGCUACAUUCUGGAUCCAAAGGACAUUUAUCUUGUGGGUAGUAAAGUUGAAUACACCUGCACUGAAGGUUUUUAUCUUGUUGGUCACAGCACCAUAGAGUGCACUGCUGAUCAAACCUGGUCUGCCCGGCCUGGAUUGUGCACAGUUACAAGUUGCCAGAUUGGACUCCUUGCAGAUGGUGUCAUAGCCUCUCCUUUAAAGGAGACCUAUGGCAUAGGAGAGUUAGUAACAUUCUCCUGCCCAGCGGGUAAACGGCUAACAGGCGAAGCCACGGCUAUUUGCAAUCCCAGUCUGGAUUUUUCACCAAACCCAGCAGACGUCAGGUGCAUCCAAGACAGCGCACCAGAACCAAGCAUUGCUCCUGGAGUGCAGUGUAAACUGUGGGAGAAGCCUUCCAGAGGAAAAUGUGUUUGCAAAAUGCCUAUUGAGUGUGGUUCAUCUUUGAAGUUGUGUGCCACAGCUGCUGUAGGUAGAAAAUCGGUCCUUCUGGAUGUGUGCAAAAUGAAUGCAUUGCAAUGUAUGGGGAAGAAAUAUAUGACAGCAGAGGACAGCACCUGCAUUUGGCCACAGCGUGAUACAACAGGUUGCACCGGCUGCCACAUGUGGGAGAACUGCGAUGAUCAAGCCAAUGACUGUCGCUGUAAGGACUCUGCAGAUUGUGCGAACCCUGGGUAUAACGUGUGUGUCCGUGUUGGAGAGGAUGAGACUGCAGCCACACAGACCAUGAGUGAAUGUGAAGCAGGACUUCGGCGAUGUAAGGGAGAAAAAGUGUUUGUUGUCAGUAUCCAGCCCUGCACCUCCUGAGCAUUCAGGGCAGGAGCUGAUUGACUGACCUCUCUUAUUGGUCUUCUUUUAUUAUCCCACUUUGAAAUAUUCCACAAAUUUUUUUGUGUAGCCAAUGUUUUUUGUUUUUUUUAUGCUAAGAUUUAGCACACUUUAAAGGCACAUUUUUUGCAUGCAUAAAAAUAGAACAAUACUGUAUUAACAAUAAAUAAAAAGCACAUCA